ACCAACACCACCGGAAACUGAGACCCCAGCCGACGGGGACCCAUGUCAAGCCCAUCCCAUCGAUUGCUCCUCUUCCCCUACUCGUCCUCCUAAAACACGUUCCUUCGUUCAGACCGCAGUUCACCAUCUUCUCGCUUUCCCUCCCCCUGGCUCCCUGUCUCGACUCUUAGCCUCUUCCGUGUCCCGCCCACCAUCAUCCCUGACCAAAACUCUCUUCUCCUCUGCCUGCAUGACCACUACUGACCACUGACCAGAUGGCCAGCUCCACACCUUUGUUCACGCCAGUGUGCCCUGGCAAUCAGCAAUCAGCUCUCUGCCCGACCUUGCUCACACCUCCAAGCCUAUCCUGUUCAGCGUUAAAGGGCAGAAAACACGUCCCCCCACCCCGUCCAAAGUCUGCAGCCCGCACAGCAGCGCCCAUCGCGACCAUACCCAUCACAUCCUAGCACCUCCUGACUCCGCUGUCCGUUUUCGACCAGCUCUCUUCUUUUUAGGCGACGAAGGCGACAGGCCCGUCCAGCCAGCCGGCCGCCAGCUGCCCGCUAAGAACGCCAUGUGCUCCCGACCAAAAGGAUCGCGACCUCGAGUACUCUUCAAUCUUUGAAAUCGUCCCCGAACUGCCCUCAUAGCCUGAUUUCAAAAUCCUUCUCUCAUCCUCUCCUCGUCUGCGUGUGAAAACACCCGACCUCCACGCCCGCCCGUCACCGUUACUUCGUUCCAGCUCUGAGGUAUUGACUGAGGUCACACUAUCCUCCUACCACAUCCCCUCGCACGACCCAGGAGGAGCACUGUCACUAUCGGUCUUGGUUGACUCCGUGCAGAUCUUUUCCCUCGAUUAUCUGAAGAAGGCCCAUUGACCAUAAAAAGCCCCCCCCGACCACUGAGAAAGCCGCGCAAGUCAGCCGCGUUCCCAGUCCAAGAAACUGAUCUUCACCCGCGAGUACUCCACCACCCUCCAACACUUUCUACCAAGUUGCCAGUCUGCACCGCGUAUAGGCGCUGUUGAAAUAGAUCACAUAAACCUGGGGCUUUUCUCGAGAACAUCAAGUUGAACCAAGAUAUAAGUUCAAUCCGAACCGUCGCGAUAAUCGAUGCCACACCCAUUUUGACUCACUCCUUCACACAACGACACUCGGUCAAGAACAGCCGCCUCCUUUUCUGCCCUUUGUCGCCAACAUCGCCGGGAACAAGACGGGAACGAGAAUCAUCGAUUUCUCGCUAGAUCAACCUCUUUCGGCGUGUUGAUUCUCAUAUCUCUUUCUCAGAAGCAGCGGAUCCCGCAUUGAAUCCCUCCCCCAUCAGUCACUCUGGCGUCUGUCGCAAUUCCCCUUCCAAUGGGGACAACCCUCGAUGGCCUCACCACACCUUCUAGCCUGAGCCAGCGCAGGCAAGCCGCCUUUAGCCUCGAGCUCCCACCUCCGACCACUCUCCAGUUUAACCCAGUGGUAUCGAGUCAGAAAUUCCCUCCUCUCUCAGGCAUCAAUACCUCUCACGCCGUGCCCCCGAUCAACGUGGGACAGCUUCUGACGCCUCCGUCCAAUUCGGCCUCAGAUAGUAGCGCUGCCUCAUCCGCCAUUCCCACGGGAACGACUCCAAAUAGCGCAGCAGGUCCAGUACUGCCCUAUACGCCCACGCUAUUCGGAACAGGGAAUACGCCGACAGGGUAUCACACGGGCUUCACACCUCCCUCCUGGCAGAACUCAUCUCUUGUUUCCGGCCGAUCUGUUUUUUCGCCAAUGCCAGGAGCCUCCUUGAGGAACAGCACCAACUCACCCACAGCUGGGGAGGCUUCCGCAUUGCCACCUCCGCCCUAUGACCUCCAUUCGGUGCAGCCGUACGGCGCCUCUCUGCAGCUCUCUUCUCCUACAAGUGUUUCCCACGCUACGGCACAGCAGAGCAUCAUAUCACCAUUGCCAAACGGUGUGAGGCCACCCAGCCAGCAAUCCCCUGUCACACCGGGAGAUGGAGUCAGUAGAGCUGCAUCAAAUCCAGCCCUGUAUGCAACCAUGACAACGACGGCUCAGCCUCAUCCUGGGUAUCAUUAUGCAUCUGCAACUCCGGUAUCACAAAGCUCUCAUCCUCAUUCCCUUUCUGCCCCCCGAGUCUCGCCGCCGCUCCAUCAAGGACCUCAACCUCAGGCUCCCUUCAUGCGCCCUCCCCCGCCUUCGUAUUCGUUGCCUGCCAUGCCUGGCCCGAUCAUGUCCAACGUCCACAGCCCCGGCGCACAAAUGGCCAUGGUAGGCAAUAUGCAGACCAAUAUGCUGCCCAUGGCCUUCAAUAGCGGCUAUGCCGCAAAUCCUCAAACCAUGUAUGGCCAGCAACGUAGCAAUACGCCUCAGCAACAACCAAUCCACGAUCGGCCUUUCAAGUGCGAUCAAUGUCCGCAAAGUUUCAACCGCAACCAUGAUUUGAAGAGACAUAAGCGGAUCCACCUUGCUGUCAAGCCUUUUCCUUGCAGUCACUGCGACAAGAGCUUCUCUCGCAAGGACGCGCUCAAACGACAUAUCCUUGUCAAAGGCUGCGGUACUGGCAAGCCACCCGAUGCUAUGGCCAGAGAGGACGGUGUUAAGUCCGAGUCUGGUAGUGAUGGCAUCAACGAAAGCCCAGCAGCUGCUCCCGCAGCUUAAUCAGGCGUCACCCCUCGCUUCACUGAUUGCAUAUUAUCACUUUCAUUGAGCGACUGUACAAUAUUUGAUCUUGGGAGGCCCUAGUCUAGUGGAUUUUCUUUUCAUUCAAUGUUUUUGGGUUAUGACUUGAUGGAUGGCAGAACGCCAGCGACAGGCGGAAUGAGACGGAUGGAUUUUGAUGGAAUUCUAUUGCUAGGAAUGGGCAUUUCUGAUAUACCAUUUUGUUCAUUAUACCCAGCGGAAUGGCAUGACAGGACAGGGCUAUACUGGUGACUUUUUCUGGCAGGGCGUGUGGUUGUGAGCAUGACAGACUCAGGUCGGGCAUCAGCGGACACUCCAAAAUUUCUGACAGAAUCAAUACAGCUUUAAUGAAUAUAUUUUGGUGGUGGUUCGAGA
Messenger RNA from Cladophialophora immunda, 3023 nucleotides. RefSeq lists its product as uncharacterized. The coding region runs from base 1335 to 2627 and encodes 430 amino acids. The record is from RefSeq and is a predicted model, not a curated record. The transcript is spliced from 2 exons. Gene Ontology annotation, biological process: regulation of transcription by RNA polymerase II. Gene Ontology annotation, molecular function: DNA-binding transcription factor activity; RNA polymerase II cis-regulatory region sequence-specific DNA binding. Lineage: Eukaryota; Fungi; Ascomycota; Eurotiomycetes; Chaetothyriales; Herpotrichiellaceae.